AUGAAUUUCUCCUCUCAAUUUCUCAAUUUUCUAGUCAUCCUAAAAGAGUCCAUCAAACUACUCAUCAAGAAUGGGAAAAUAAUGGCUUUAGUAACCGCACUUUCCCUAUUUUCUUUCUCGGUCUUCUCCUUACUUUUCGACCUCCCGUUGUCUUCCCUUACGCAAGAUAUGCUCGCCCGGGAGUCCUUGAUCCCGAUAUUGAGCUCCAACAGCUCUGAAUUUAGCAACUACCUUUCGAGAAUCAAGAACAAGUUUCCAUUACUAGCCCCGACUUUGUACAUUGUUUUGGUGGUCUCUUACUCUCUCGUCACAUUUCUGUCUUCAACUGCUACGGUCAUAGUAUCGGUCGAAUCUCAUAAGGGGAACGUGAACUUUUCUGCAAAAGAAUUGUGUUCAAGCAUCAUGAAAUCUUGUAUUAGGCCGUUUGUUACGGGGUUUUACACGACGAUUCUCGUCAUAGGUUAUGUUUUCUUGGUUUUGACUAUAAAUGCCCCUCUAAGAAUGUCUUCUAACAUGUCUACCUUAGGUUGGGCUAUUUUAUUCACUUUUUUUGCCUACGUUUUCUAUCUCUAUCUAUCGAGCGUUUGGAUUUUGAGCUUGGUGGUGUCGGUGGUCGAUCGAGACUGCAGCGGGAUCAUGGCGCUCGGAAGAUCGGCCGUAAUAAUCAAGGGCCAAGAAUUAAGUGGAUUUUUGCUUAAUGUUGUGAUGAAUUUAGCUUCUUGGGGGGUGUACUUAGGAUCAAUGAAUAUUAGGAGUGAAACACAUUGGAUACCAAAUGAGAAGAUUAAAGGGUUGAUAUUGGUGGGUUUUACUUGUUUGGUUUGGGUUUUGACUUUUGUGGUCUACACAGUUAUGUACUUUAGGGGCAAGGAAGGAAUUGUGCAAGAAAUUGAAUUAAAUUUGAGUAAUGUGGAGUAUGCCAAACUAGGCAAUGAUGAUCCACUUGUGGGUGUAGCUUGA
This is a messenger RNA of Striga hermonthica, 960 nucleotides long. The record is from the annotation of a GenBank genome assembly. Lineage: Eukaryota; Viridiplantae; Streptophyta; Magnoliopsida; Lamiales; Orobanchaceae.